AUGGACACAGACCACUAUCAACCGGAGGAAAGUUUUAUCGAGCUCGUUCAACGGAGUUCGUACUGGUUGCGAACGAUGGCCACUACGAUGGGUAUAUGGCCUGGCCAGUACGUUUCGAUGAGCCUGCGGUGGUACAGACGGUUGUACUACUUUAUGCUACUGAUGCAUUGGCUCAAUACCUACCUGCAGACGGAGUUCUUCUUCCGGAAUUUGGGCAAUUUGAGCUUGGUUGUGCAGGGUCUCUGUAGCUUUGUCAGCAUCUCCACAACCGGCAUUAAGGUGAUGCGUAUGCAUGCCUAUGAAGACGAGAUUGGGCAGCUUUGGCAAACACUGGAAGAUGCCACCUUUCUCAAGAAGAUACGAUUUCUGCGCAAAACCGACAGGGGAUCCGUUUUUGCCCGCAUCCACAAGCUUCUGUUGGGACAGUGGAAGGAAGUGCAGCUGAACUUACGCUUCUACACACUGGUGGUUGGGCUGGUGGCUUCCAAUUAUUCGAUCAUACCUGCCUGCAGCAAUCUGUACAAUCAGUUCCAGGGCAAUGCGUACAACAGGAGCUUCGUUUACAACACGUAUUACCCGUUUCUGGAGCCAAUCAAACGUCACACUCCACUGUUUGAGCUGCUGUUCUGCUCGGAAUCCCUGUCCGGGUUCACGACCUGGGCCGGGGUAGUUGCGUUCGAUGGGCUGUACGUCGUGAUGGUGCUGUACGCAGCGUCGCUAAUGCGUCUGUUGAGGGAUUUGAUGCAGGAAACGGCGAACCCGAACCUCACCGACGCGGAAAGAGCUUUCUUUCAACGCGAAUGCAUACGCCACCACAUACGAACGAUGCAGUUGAUUGAGCGGAUUAACGAAAUAUUUUCCCCGGUACUGCUGGUGCAACUGUUCACCAGCACCUCGAUCAUCUGUGUUAUUGCGUUUGCGGCCAGUAUGCAUGCGGACGAGGGCGAUUCACAAACGAUGCUGAUGGUACUCUACCUGAUAGCGGCUAUCUACCAGCUGUUCCAGUUCUGCUGGUACGGCCAGCGGCUCCAGAACGAGAGCAUCGAGCUACCUUUAUCGGUGUAUGACGUACAGUGGGAACUUUGCGAUGGCCGUUUCAAGAGCUCGCACCGUAUCCUGCUGCUGUACAGCCAGCGGCAGAUAGACAUGCGCGCCUGGAGCUUUUCCGCGAUGUCGCUCGAAACAUUCUCCACGAUUAUCCGAAGUGCCGCAUCCUACUUCACCGUACUGCAGACGUUGGCUGAGGAGUAG
Anopheles marshallii is the source of this 1251-nucleotide messenger RNA. Its product is annotated as odorant receptor 63a-like. Gene Ontology annotation, molecular function: olfactory receptor activity; odorant binding. Gene Ontology annotation, cellular component: plasma membrane. The record is from RefSeq and is a predicted model, not a curated record. NCBI's taxonomy places the organism in Eukaryota, Metazoa, Arthropoda, Insecta, Diptera, Culicidae. Gene Ontology annotation, biological process: detection of chemical stimulus involved in sensory perception of smell; sensory perception of smell. The coding region runs from base 1 to 1251 and encodes 416 amino acids. The transcript has 8 exons.